Heterocephalus glaber (naked mole-rat) is the source of this 2944-nucleotide messenger RNA. The record is from RefSeq and is a predicted model, not a curated record. Lineage: Eukaryota; Metazoa; Chordata; Mammalia; Rodentia; Bathyergidae.
UUUGCCCUCUCUGCCAGGUGAACGGCUCGGCCAGAAGUUGGCCGAUCCGGGGCCCAAGUCUGAGGGUGGGACACCAGCCCUCCUCUGACUCGCAGCUGGGAGUCCCUGGCCGGCGCCAGCUGCACUCGCCGCGGCUGCUCCGCACCUGCUCUGGUGUUCGCCCCAGCUGUGAGGCUGAGUCUCCCCAGUCCCGGAGGGCACCCCACACCUGCUGCGGCCUCGCCGUCUACCUGCAGCUGCGGGCCUACACCCCAGCGGAGAGGCAGGAGCCGGCGUUCCCAGGGACCCCUGAAGCCCUGCUCUCCGCGUCUCUGCGAGAGUACAUUGGGAGGAGAGCGGGACUGCGCGGGGUUUCUGUGCGAUGCCCACCGGUCUCCCCUCCUUUGGGAAAGGAAGACCUUCCUAACGCUGUGGCUCCAUUUCCCAGCUUGGGGUCUCUUUCCCAAAGACGUUUGAGAGUGCCAUGCAGCUGGGGCGGACACUGAGCUGUCAGAGCGACCCUUCUGAGGAAUGAUAUUGUUUCUUCCCCCCAGGAGCAGCAGCCUUUCCCUCGCUUCCUCCAGUACUCUACCUUCGAAAGGCUACUGAGCAUAGAAUCAGGCUUAAGGCACAGAAGUUUAGUUGGAUUUUCAUCGACUGCUGGGCUGUGGUCCCUGAGGCCUGGUCAGUAGAGACCUCAUCUCUGUAGGCAAGGGAGGGAUUCAGUUUUGGAUUUCUCCGUGACAUCUGCCCUGCCCAACCCUUAGACGGAAGAGCCAGGGUCCAGCCAUACUUCAAUGGACCCCAGGGGCAUCUUGAAAGCAUUUCCCAAGAGAAAGAAAAUAAAUGCCAAUCUGCCAUCAAACGCACCUGCAAAGAUUCCCAAGAGACAAGAGGGAGAAGAAUCAGGAGAAUGGCUGAGCUCCCUGCGUGUCCACGUUGUGCCCACUGGCAUUGGACGGACCCGGGCAGAACUCUUUGAGAAGCAGAUUAUCCAGCACGGUGGCCAGAUAUGCCCUGCCCAGGCCCCAGGGGUCACUCACAUUGUGGUGGAUGAAGCCAUGGACUGUGAGCGGGCCCUCCGCCUUCUCAGACUGCCUUGGCUCCCCCCGGGUACUCAGCUGGUGAAGUCGGCCUGGCUGAGCUUGUGCUUGCAAGAGAGAAGGCUGGUGGACACAGCCAGCUUCAGCAUCCUCAUCCCCAACAGGAACUUGGACCAACCACAGCCCACCAAGGCAGAGCAAGACUCUUCUGCUCCUCCUGGUUCCCAUGAGGUUCUGCUGAAGACAGCCUUCUCUUCUCUCAGUGGAGCUGUGUCUCCUCCCCAAAAGGCAGAAGAGGCAUCAAGUACCCAAGCUCAGCCCAGCUCCAAUGAUGAAACCAGUGAUGUGGAAGGGCCCCAGGUUAGCGCAGCUGAUCUGGAAGCACUGAUCAGCGGCAACUACCCCACUCCACCUGAGGAAAACAGUGGGCCCGGCCCAGCCCCAGAGGCCCUGGACAAGUGGGUCUGUGCACAGCCCUCCAGCCAGAAGGUGACCAACCACAAUCUGCACAUCACAGAGAAGCUGGAAGUGCUGGUCAAUGCCUACAGUGUUCAGGGAGACAAAUGGAGGGCACUGGGUUACACCAAAGCCAUCAGUGCCCUCAAGAGCUUCCACAAGCCUGUCAGCUCCUACCAGGAAGCCUGCAGCAUCCCUGGGGUUGGGAAGCGGAUGGCUGAGAAGAUCAUGGAGAUCCUGGAGAGUGGGCAUUUGCGGAAGCUAGACCACAUCAGCGAGAGUGUGCCCAUUUUAGAACUCUUCUCCAACAUCUGGGGAGCCGGCACCAAGACUGCCCAGAUGUGGUACCAUCAGGGCUUCCGGAGCCUGGAAGACAUUCGCAACCAGGCCUCCCUGACUGACCAGCAGGCCAUUGGCCUGAAGCAUUACAGUGACUUCCUGGAACGCAUGCCCAGAGAGGAAGCUGCAGAGAUCGAGCAGACAGUCCGGGUGGCAGCCCAGGCCCUCAGUCCUGGACUGUGGUGUGUGGCGUGCGGCUCCUACCGGCGGGGGAAGCUGACCUGCGGAGACGUGGACGUGCUCGUCACUCACCCAGAUGGUCGGUCCCACCGGGGCAUCUUCAGUCGCCUCCUGGACAAACUUAGGCAGCAAGGGUUCCUCACGGACGACCUGCUGAGCCAGGAAGACCACUGCCAGCAACAGAAGUACCUGGGCGUGUGCCAGCUCCCGGGGCCAGGGCGUCGGCACCGCCGCCUGGACAUCAUCGUGGUGCCCUACAGCCAGUUUGCCUGCGCCCUGCUCUACUUCACUGGCUCUGCCCACUUCAACCGCUCCAUGCGGGCUCUGGCCAAGACGAAGAGCAUGAGCCUGUCAGAGCACGCCCUCUGCACGGCCGUGGUCCGAGACACGCAAGGCUCUAAGCUGGGGCCUGGCCACGUGCUGCCCACCCCCACGGAGAAGGAUGUCUUCUGGCUCCUGGGCCUGCCCUACCGGGAGCCAGCUGAGCGGGACUGGUGACAGGGCUGCACGGGCACACAAACACCCCUGCCCAGAACCCCUCCAGCCUCAGCUGGCCGGGCCUCCCUGCUUCAGCCAGCAGUUGUGCUUGGGGGGCAGUCAGGCUCUCCUGCCUCGCUGGUUCCCCAGCAGAGUCCUGUACGCUUCUAGGUCCGGGCAGCAGCCCAGGCCUUGCACGCAGCCCCUGGUGCCCAGUUAGGCCGGAAUGGGGGCUGGUUUGAAGCCAGCUUCUUGUCCAUCCCCUUCCCACCCUGAGAAAGGUACAGCUGCCGGGGAAGAAGGAAGCAGCUGUGGUCCAGCAUCAGCCAAGACCCUUCGGAGGGCCCACACAAGCUCCCUGCAUUCAGCGGCUUCCUCUGCAGCUAGAGAUGCUGGAAAGCGGGUGCCCCGGGCUCUGGGAGGGUGGUGUCUGCAGGCCCAGGGGCCCAGUAAAGUGCACUGGACACUCA